This is a messenger RNA of Mollisia scopiformis, 2526 nucleotides long. RefSeq lists its product as uncharacterized. NCBI's taxonomy places the organism in Eukaryota, Fungi, Ascomycota, Leotiomycetes, Helotiales, Mollisiaceae. Gene Ontology annotation, cellular component: mitochondrion; cytosol. The coding region runs from base 1 to 2526 and encodes 841 amino acids. The transcript is spliced from 10 exons. Gene Ontology annotation, molecular function: metalloendopeptidase activity; metal ion binding. The record is from RefSeq and is a predicted model, not a curated record. Gene Ontology annotation, biological process: peptide catabolic process.
AUGUCAGUCAAGAGGCUUGCAAAUAGCCUCGAGACUUCAUCGCGAGAUCCUCGGUUGUACAGAGUCAUAGAACUCGGUAACAAAGUGCAGGCUACUCUCAUUCACGAUCCGAAAACCGACCAGGCAAGCGUGACCAUGAACGUUAAUGUGGGAAGUAUGAGAGAUGACAAUGAUAUGCCUGGCCUUGCGCAUGCACACCCAAAUGUAAAUGCUUUCCGGGAACACAUCGCUAUCCAUUCCGGGAAAUUCUCUGCAUAUACUUCGGAUAUUUCAACGGUUUACUCCUUCCGAGUGAUGGAGACGAAAAGGAAUGAGCCGGAUUGCAAUCAAUCUGAGGGGGAGAAGAACGACAAAGAAAAAUUUCCCGGCAAAAAGCUGGACGCUGAGCAGUUACACACCGUCACGCUCUCUAGUACUACGCAACUGGAAACUCUCAAAACGCAACCGGAGGCGAAAGGAGUGAAUAUCCGGGACAGGUUUAUGGAGUUCCACGAUAAACAUUAUUUAGCAAAUCGAUCGCAAUUUGUUGUCUUCGCUAACGAACUACUUGAUACUUUAGAGGCUUGGGUUUCAAAUCUAUUCUUUCGAUUCAAGAACAAAAAUCUACCCCAGAAUCGAUGGGAGACAGAGGUUUUGUUUAGGGAGAGCGAUCUCAUGACACAGUGCUUUGCUAAGCCAGUCACGAAUUCCAGAUACUUUGACCUGUCAUUCCCCUUCAUAGAUGAAGAGUGCGACUACGAGUCUCAAGCAGGUCAAUACAUCAAUCAACUGAUAAGUUACGAGGGACCCGGAGGUAUUAUGGCCUGUAUUCAGUCCAUGGGAUGGGCGACGAGCAUUGGAACGUGUAUCAUCUGCCCAGGCACACCUAGGAUGUUCCACUGCAAGAUUGGCUUAACAGAGAAAGGGCUAAAAGACUACAGAGAGAUUGUUGUAGUGUUCUUCGAAUAUGUUUCUUUGCUUCGCGAGCCUCAAGAGUGGUUCUAUCAAGAACUGAAAAGGAAUACCGAGAAUAAACUCGAGUCUAAAGUGAGUGUCGCGGCAAAAUCACUCACUGAGCAGAUUAGCUUAGCCAUGGGAACCAAAUCGCCUACAAAAUGGCUUCUGGGUAUACCUAGAAUGCGACAAUUCAACGCGCCAAAGAUUUCGGAGGGAUUGACGUGCUUGACACCCAGACAACUGCGCCUUUAUUGUCUCUCAGACAUUUGGAGGUCAAAAGAGAAGUGGUACGGCACCGAUUACACCUAUGAAAAGAUCCCAGCAGAAUUCUUCUUUCAAUUGGAAGCAGCUGCAUCUUUCACAACUAAGAACAGGUUUUCGGAUCUACACUUCCCUCACAGGAACGAUGUUCUUGUCACUGAUCCAGAAGUUAAGAAAGAGGAUAUGGGUCCCCCAGCAAUCGCACCAAGGUUGAUUCGAAAAGAUGGUUCGAUAAGAAUAUGGCACAAGAAAGACGAUCAUUGGCGUCCCUUCAAGAUGACCGCCCUGACUUCGGCAAAGGCUAGGCUCUUCGCUAAAGUAUUCCUUGAUUCUGUGAACCGAUGCUCACACAAUUUUGAAAUCCAAGGCUUCAAGUAUUCGGUAUUGGGUCACUCCGAGGGGCUUGAAAUUCAUGUUGCCGGUUAUAACAGCAAACUCCACGUGCUCCUAGAAGAACUUCUACUGAAGAUGAAGAAUUUGGAGGCCAAAGAAGACCGUUUCGAGAAGCAGGUCAGCACUAUCAUGCAAUGGCUUAACACCAAAAAUCAUUACAUUGAAGAGCAAAUUCUUCCUGAGCUACCACGAGUAACGAUUACCGAUGUUCAUCCACAAUUACCACCACCUGCCACAUCAGCACCGGUGUAUCCAUCGCUAGUCCUCCCUCAGGGUAGCAACUUUGUCUACAAUAGAAGCUUGAAAGACCCACAGAAUACCAACCAUUGCAUUCAGUGGUACCUGGAUGCGGGUGACGGGACACAACGUUCAUUGCGCGCCAAGCGUUUAGGAUAUAUUACCUGGUCAAAGUGUUGUUCUUUGGGGGAUUCUAUUGGCUUCAAAUGCACGAUUCAAAGUAAGCAGAGACCACAAUACCUGGAGUCGAGAAUUGACAUGUUCCUGACUGGGUUCAUGAAAAUACUCAAGGAGAUGCACCCCAUGAAAUUCGAACAAUACAAGGCAGCCUCGUGCAACAGAUUAACGCAUAAGUUUGGAGACCUCGAUUUCGAGCUUUCCAAGGAAGACGCAGCCGCGGUCAAUUUGCUCACUCAGCCUGAUAUGAUUGAAUUCUUCGAGCGUUGUAUUGAUCCAGCAUCGCCAGAAAGAGCAAAGAUCGUAAUUCACAUGAAUCCGCAAAACUCAACUACAGAUGGUCCAAUGACGGUUUCAGGAAGACUAGACGGCGAAGAGGAGAACAUGGCUAUUCACGUUGGGCAUCAAGGCAAUGGAACACUUCUAAAGGUUAUUCCUGAUGUUGCAGACUUCCAAUCGAGAAUGCCCUUUAGUUGCGGGUUUCAGCCAGUAAAGGAUUUCAAGCAGUUCGAAAGAAUUUGA